Daktulosphaira vitifoliae (grape phylloxera) is the source of this 2300-nucleotide messenger RNA. RefSeq lists its product as uncharacterized. Bases 302 to 2098 code for a protein of 598 amino acids. Lineage: Eukaryota; Metazoa; Arthropoda; Insecta; Hemiptera; Phylloxeridae. The record is from RefSeq and is a predicted model, not a curated record. Gene Ontology annotation, molecular function: ribonuclease T2 activity; RNA binding. Gene Ontology annotation, cellular component: extracellular region. Gene Ontology annotation, biological process: RNA catabolic process. The transcript has 9 exons.
UAGAGAAAAUAUAUUGGUACAAUUUGGUUAAUGAUUUUAAAUUUCCAUAGUAUCUAUAAAAUAUGUAGUAUCACUAUUAGAAGCCAUAGGAGCAAUUAUUAUUGUCAAUUCUAAAAUCGCAGUAUCAGCAUAAAAAUUGUGCAUUGUUGUUUUACUACAGUAUCGUGCAAUAACGACAAAAACAGAUAUUUGUCCUUGGCUGUUUAUAUAGCUAUGAUACAGUAAAUUUAUCCGUACAAAUAUUUCUAAAAAAGUAAGAAAAACAUUACACAAUUCUGUUAGAAAGAAAUAUCAAGUGGCAAUGAAUAAAAGAACAACAUUACUAUGUGCCACCAUAAUAACUUUUGGUCUUGGUUGCACUUAUCUAGGGUUAACAAUGAAAAAACCUGAUUCCGAUAGUUGGGAUAUUCUCAUAUUCACACAAACAUGGCCUACAACACUGUGUUAUACCUGGAAAGAACAUAAUGCAUCACAUGAAUGUCAUUAUCCGCCUGUUAAAAAUCAGUGGACAAUCCAUGGGAUAUGGCCUACCAAAUUAGGGACUAUAGGACCAGGAUUUUGUAAUAAGACCAUGGUAUUUGAUGAGAAUGCUCUCUAUGGUAUCAAAGAUGACUUGAAUAAGUACUGGACUGAUAUAGAAUUACCACAGUUAAAUGUUACUAUGGACAAAACAAAUACAAUUAAUAUCACAAAUGUUACAAUGAAUACAAAUAAUAUUACCGUCACAAAAAAAGAGAGUAUAUGGCAGCAUGAAUGGGAAAAACAUGGAACAUGUGCUGUGAGCUUGCCUUCAUUAAAAUCAGAAUUCUAUUACUUUUAUCAGGGCAUAACAUGGGCUAAAAAAUAUCCUAUGAAAGAUAUUCUUGAAAAAGCUGGUAUAGCUGUUAAUAGUUCAUUGACUGUUGAUGAUUAUUUAAAAAAAAUAAAAUCAGUUUUAAAUGUGAACGUAUAUGUAUUUUGUUUUCACAGAAAAGAUACAGACGAACAAUUAUUAAAUGAAAUAAGAAUAUGCUUUAAUAAAAAUUUAGAACUUAUUGAUUGUGACGGUAUAAAAAAUUCUCGAGGUUAUGGGAAAUCAAAUUCUCAAUUGACAAAUUGUGAUAAAAAAAAACCAAUUUUAUAUCUUGAUUAUGUAACUCCACACAACAAUUCUAACUCUAAUGAGCACUCAAAAGUGGUGCCCAUUACAAGAUCUAAACGUAGUUCAGUUAAUCAAGAUGGAGAGUGGACUGUUAAAACUUCUCGACAUUCUAAUAAAAGUAAUUCCAAUAUCAACAACACUUUAAGCCAAGAUUUAAAUCAACAAAAUAGAAAAUAUUCAAACAAUACAUUAAAAAAUCAAUUAAACAGAUCAAAUUCAUAUCAGCCAUAUUCCAAUACUGCAUAUUUUCCUAAAUUAAAUAGAUCAAAUUCUUUUCCAUAUAUUAUACGUAAUGAAUGGGACUAUUUAGUAUUUUCUCAAACAUGGCCAUACACAUUCUGUCAUACUUGGACAAUUGACUCAAGUAGCCAUACUUGUAAUUUACCACAAAAUCGUAACCAAUGGACAAUUCAUGGAAUCUGGCCAAAUAAAAUAGGUACUUCUGGUCCAUUUUAUUGUAACAAUCAAACAGUAUUGAACUUAGAUGUAUUAGAUAGUAUAAAGUCUGAAAUGAAAAAUCGAUGGACUGAAGUAAAAAAUUCUAAUUCAUGGUUAAACAAAAAAGAAGGAGAACUUUGGAAACAUGAGUGGACAAAACAUGGCACUUGUGCUAAAUCACUUCCAGCCCUUGACACUGAAUUGAAAUACUUUCAGCAAGCUUUAAAUUGGUCUAUAGAGUAUCCAUUGAAUAAUUUAUUAGCUAAAGGUGGUAUUCAAACUGAUGGUUCUUAUCCAUUAGCCCAAUAUUGGCAAACUUUAAUAACGGCUUUAGGCAAGAGGCCAUUUAUUGAUUGUUACACCGAUAAGAAAAACCAUGUAGUGUAUAUUGAUGAAGUUCGUAUCUGUUUUAACAAAUUAUUGAAACUUAUCGAUUGUGAUUCAUUUAGGCACCAUAAUGACAAACCAUAUACUAAUUGCCCCGAUAACAACAUCUAUUACCCUGGAGUCAAAGUUUAAAGCAUAAGCAAUACAACUAUUAUAAUUUUUACCAUAAAUAACAUUCAAUGAAUAGAAUUCGAAAACUUAAGAAAAAUUAAUUUACACAUUUUUCGUAAUAUAAUUUGAUCAUGUUUAUCUUGUAUCUAUUAUUUUAUAUAAACCAAUGGAUUAAAAAAAAAAAACCUAAAUUUGUGCAUAGUUAUUGAUAAUAUUAAAUCAG